Molecule: messenger RNA, 1598 nt
Organism: Vicugna pacos (alpaca)
Lineage: Eukaryota; Metazoa; Chordata; Mammalia; Artiodactyla; Camelidae
Source: RefSeq, a predicted model, not a curated record
GGGCCUGCCAACCAACAGCCUUGCCAGGACCUGUCUUGCUUUCAUUCCUCUCAUGUUAUCUCUAGACUGUGGACUCAUUGAGGACAUGACUUGUCCUCAAUGCUGAAGCUCUCUGAUGGAAAACUGUCUCCCUCCCCCAGGGCUGGCCCUGCUGGGCUUCCUGGUGCUGCUGCCCAUGACCAUGCCCUGGGGUCAGCUGGGCAAGGAUGGCUGGCUGGGGGGCACACACUGUGUGGCCUGCCUGGCACCCCCUGCUGGCUCUGUGCUCUAUCACCUCUUCAUGUGCCACAAAGGGGGCAGCCCUGUGUACACCCGGCUCCUUGCUCUGGAUAUGUGUGGGGUCUGCCUCGUCAACACUCUCGGGGCCCUGCCCAUCAUCCACUGCACCCUGGCCUGCAGGCCCUGGCUGCGCCCAGCUGCCCUGGUAGGCUACACCGUGUUGUCGGGUGUGACUGGCUGGCGGGCCCUCACCGCCCCUUCCACUGGUGCCCGGCUCCGUGCCUUUGGCUGGCAGGCUGGUGCCCGCCUUCUGGUGUUUGGGGCCCGGGGAAUGGGGCUGGGCUCGGGGGCUCCAGGCUCCCUCCCCUGCUACCUACGCAUGGAUGCACUGGCACUACUCGGGGGCCUGGUGAACGUGGCCCGCCUGCCGGAGCGCUGGGGACCUGGCCGCUUCGACUACUGGGGUAACUCACACCAGAUCAUGCACCUGCUCAGCGUGGGCUCCAUCCUCCAGCUGCACGCUGGCGUCGUGCCUGACCUGCUCUGGGCCGCCCACCACACCUGCCCCCCGGAUUGAGCCACCUCCCGCCUGCCGUGCGGGCCGGCCCAGUCUUCCAGGGCCAAGAGCACCAUGCUUCCCUCCUCGUGCUGCUCUGCGAGGGCCUGGCUCCCUGGAUGCUUCCAGCAAACAGGACUUCCCAACAGGGAUCCCUCAUCUGUUUACCCAUUCUUGCCUGUGGACUAGCCUCUUCUCCUCCUCACACCUUAGAGUUCCAGCUUCCCUUCUCUGGGCCUCAGUUUACCCUCUGUGAGUUGGGAUCCUGCCAGCCCAGAGCCAUCACCCCACCUGGCCCCUCCUGGGACCCUCAGAUAAGGUACCUCAUGGGUCCCUGGCCCAGCGUCUGGCCCAUGCUUCAUGCCCUCUGUCUUUCUGCCCAGCAUACCAGCCCUCCCAGCAGCCCAAGGCUUGCCUCCCUGUUCUCCCUUCUGCCCAGAGACUGUGGAGUGAGGGGUCUGGGCAACAGGACUAGCCUCUUAUCUCAGGAUCAAGUGGCAGGAGGGCGGCUGCUGAUGCUUUUUCCAGGCAACUGGCACAGAGACACAGAGAGCUGAGUGGCCCUGGACCCAGGCCCUGCUGAGCUAAGGGCCCACCCUCUUCUUUGACAGCUUGACCUGCUCACCAGGGACAUACCUGCUCAAGAAAUCUCUGCUCCACACCAUGUGGGGCUCCCAGCUCCAGUCUGCGGGCCUGGGGCUGGGGGGCUUGCAGGAGAGCUCAGCCUCAACCCAUCCCGGGGGCCUCAGAUCCUGGGCGAUGUCAAUAAAAGGGGCAGGAAGUGCUGUGUUGCCAUGCAAGUGAGCUGGGGUGCUCCCGAGAU